AUGCCGCCCAUCACGUCCCCGCGGCGGUCUACGUUCCACCCCGUGACCCCGCUGAGCGUGCGCCCCGUGCCCAUUCCCGGCACGGCCAAGGCGCCCAGUCCCCCCGCCAACGGAAACGGCAUGGGGUUCGGACAUGGCUCCGCCGACACCUCCCCCGGCAGCAGCGCAGGCAGCUUUGGCGCCGUCCGGCACCCGACACCGUACAUGGUCGCACUGUCUGGCUGGCCUGAGCCUGUCUUUGUCGCCGAGGCGCGUGACACUUGGGAGAAGCGCAAGUCUCGCCCACCGUCCCCGACUGGCUUUGGCUUUGGCCAGCUCCGCGAUGGCCCCGGCCAGGUGCGCGAGAUGUCCAGCGGCAUGCACGGCGACCCACUGGCACACCGCAGCCGCCCGCCGUCGCCGGCCAGCACGUCGUUCCCAACGAGCAGCGCCCGUGGCACAGCGUCGCCGGACGCCCCCUCGCCAUCGGCUACGAGCACAGCCGGGUCGACUUGUGAUGCCCCGUCCGUGUCGUCUUCCAAUGCCAACCCGCACAACCACUCGGCGUCUGGAGGCCACCCAGCCGGCGCCGGCGCUGGAGCUGGUGCUGGUGCAGCUUCUCGCCCUCACGCUGGACCUUCGGCCUUUGCAGCAGCGGCCCUCGCUGCCAACGCCGCACGCCGCCGCCAACCCGGCAGCUUUGUUGAUCCGCGCUAUGCCCGCAACGCACCUGUCCUCGGUGGAACACGCGGUGUCCUCCGUGUAGCGCCUGCUUGGACAAACUCGACGAGUCACGGCAACAUCACGCACACCCAUACUCAUGCCCACGCCCACGCAUCACAGGUCCACGGAGCCCAGCCAUACCCCGCUCCAGUGAUCGCGACUACUGCGGGUCGUGGAGUUGCGCGCGUCGUCCCGCUCCAAGCCCACCCCUCGCGCGCUCGCGCCGGCGUUCUCGUCACGCCACUAUCCCUCAUUCAGCGUGCAACCCCAGAAGUAUGGCCACCGCCGGGUCACCACCACCACCACAAUCACGGCCACAGCCAUUCCAACUCGCACUCGCACUCCCACUCCCACUCGCACAGCCACAGUCGCAGCCACUCCCAUUCGAGCCCAGCACACGGAUCUCCACCGCACGUCGCCGCCGGCGCCGCUGCCGCGUCCCCGCACCUCGUCACCGAGCUGUACCCUCGCGACCCGGACUCGCCGUGGAUGUGGAAGGCCCCCUCGCCGGCCUCUGGCGCUGUCUCUGGAACGCAUUCGGCCGGUCCUGCCAGCGGAGCAGUCAGCGGCCGCGGCAGCCGGAGUGCAUCCCGCGCCCACUCGGUCGGACGGUCCAGCCGUGGCGCCACGCCCAUGCAGACUUCCAGCGCCAGCGUCAGUCCCCGGCCUAGCCCACCAGCGGCGCUCAAGGAGGAGAUCGCCGAGGACAGGGAGGAGCGCGAACACGAACACGAGCACGGGCACGACGGGCACGAGCGCGACAGCAAGGACGAGGUGCCGGACGAGAAGAUGGAUGUCGACAAUCAUUAA
Messenger RNA from Apiotrichum porosum, 1512 nucleotides. RefSeq lists its product as uncharacterized. NCBI's taxonomy places the organism in Eukaryota, Fungi, Basidiomycota, Tremellomycetes, Trichosporonales, Trichosporonaceae. The coding region runs from base 1 to 1512 and encodes 503 amino acids. The record is from RefSeq and is a predicted model, not a curated record. The transcript is spliced from 2 exons.